Molecule: messenger RNA, 1329 nt
Organism: Heterobasidion irregulare TC 32-1
Lineage: Eukaryota; Fungi; Basidiomycota; Agaricomycetes; Russulales; Bondarzewiaceae
Exons: 4
Coding region: 1-1329 (442 amino acids)
Biological process (GO): ribosomal small subunit biogenesis; maturation of SSU-rRNA
Cellular component (GO): preribosome, small subunit precursor
Molecular function (GO): RNA endonuclease activity
Source: RefSeq, a predicted model, not a curated record
AUGGCAUCCUCAUCGAACCCAGCUUGCAAAUACCUCGUAUUGGAUGCCGGGCCCCUGCUUUCGCUAUCACCCCUUCGAGGAUUAGCCGAAACAUAUCUGACAGUCCCACACGUCUUGAACGAAUUAAAGGAUAAACGGGCAAGAGAGCAUUUCGAAAGACUAGGCUUGUCCACUGGUGUGCGAGUAGAGAUCAGGUCUCCAGAUGCUGCAUCUUUGGCUCAUGCAGUCAUCCAGUUCGCAAAGAAGACCGGAGAUUAUUCCGUUCUUUCGACUGCCGAUUUGGCUGUCCUUGCUCUAACUUAUGCCCUCGAUAUCCAGGAGAGAAAACGGCAGGAUGAGCAGAUCCUUGCAGACAAGGUAUACACCAUUUUUGAUCUUGACGUAGGAAGUGUCGAUCCCGCCGUGGAAGAGGAUAUGGAGGAAAGAGAACCACUCCAUGUUGAGCUGCAUCCGACCGAUGAGAACAGUGAUGUCGCUGCUUCAUCAGACAAUCUGCUACCUUCCACGAGCGACCACCCCAUUUCAUCACCCUCCACACCCCUCUCUUCUCAACCCAGCUCACCCGCUCCCAUCUUUGAUGACCCCUCGGACGACGACGAUGGCGAAGGGGAGUGGAUCACGCCCUCCAAUGUUACUGUCCACAAAUCUCGCGCUCUGGGCCUUACUCCCCCUGGAUCAGGAAAGGGUAAAGCAAAGGAGAAAAUACUUGUUGGCUGCAUGACAGCCGAUUUCGCUAUGCAAAACGUGCUGCUACAGAUGUCGUUGGAUCUAGUAGGUGUUGAGGGAAAGAAAAUCGAGAAGGUGAAGACUUGGGUCCUACGGUGUCAUGCUUGCUUCAAAAUAUGUAAAGACUCGUCGAAAAAGUUUUGCCCCUCAUGUGGCAAUCCCACUCUCCUUCGAGCAUCUGUCACUAUCUCAUCCCCGAAAGCAUCUUCGGAUGCACCUACCAUGCAAGUUCACCUCAAGAAGAACUUCCAAUAUAAAACUCGUGGAACAAUAUAUUCCAUACCAAAACCAAAACCUGGGUCAGCCAAGACGGGCAACGGAGAGGGAUUGAUCUUGCGUGAGGAUCAGACGGAAUAUAUGAGGGCAAAAAAGCAGGCCGACUCAAAGCGUCUGCGGGACGAAAAGAAGAUAUUGAAUGGGGCAUUGUUGAACGGGGGAAACAGUGACCUCAACGUUGGAAACUGGAUGGACCCUGAUUGGAUACCUGAUAUCAUCAGUGCUGGCGCCAGUGGGAAGGGACGCACACCUAAGGGGCGGAAGGAUGAUAUGCCCGCCAUUGGGUAUGGGCGGAAAAAUCCAAAUGAACGAAAGCAUCACAAGUGA